UUUCCGUGGUCACUGUUACCUCAGAAAAACCAACGCUUCCGAUUUCCGAUUUCAAACUAUCUACGGCGACCUAUUCGGAUUCGGGUAUGAGGACCCGUCCAUCCAUCACAUGGGUCAUCGUCGUGGCCAUGUUCUAUUUUCUCGCAAGCUUAUCGCAAUUGCAAGCCAAAACCAUCGACCCUUACAAGGUUCUUGGGAUAGAUAAAAAUGCAAGUCAGCGGGAAAUUCAGAAGGCUUUCCACAAGCUCUCUCUGCAGUAUCACCCUGACAAGAAUAAAGCUAAGGGUGCUCAAGAGAAGUUUGCUCAGAUCAAUGAUGCAUAUGAAAUUUUAUCGGAUGAAGAAAAGAGGAAGAAUUACGACAUGUUUGGAGAUGAGAAAGGAAAUCCUGGAUUUCACGCUGGCCAUCCUGGAGGUCAGAGUGGAUAUACUUAUGUUAGGACUGGUGGUCCUGCACAAAGCCAUUUUACCUUCAAACCAGGGGAAUGGCAGAAUAUGGGUGGGCAGGGAGGGUCUAAGCGAUUUUCCUUUUCCUUUGGUAGUUCUGGAAAUUCAGAUCCUUUUGGAUUUGAUUUUAGUGAUGUUUUUGACAAUGUUUUUGCUGAUGGAGGUGGUGGCAGAUUUGGUAAUGGUUUUGGCAGUUCAAAAAGUUCUCAAUCUGGAUCCAAGAGUUCUCCCAAAAGUUUUAGAGCCAUAAAUUCACACAUCUACAAGCAAGAAAUAGAAAAUGAAGGGAUGACUUGGCUUUUGUUAUCUUAUACACCCUCAUUGAAAGGGACCCAGUACUUUGAAUACACUGUAGAGGAGGUUGUCAGUUCAUUGCAAGGAGCUUUGAAGGUUGGAAGCAUUAACUGUGAAAAAGAAGUUUCAUUCUGUAAGGAGCUUGGUGUAUAUCCGCACAAAGGUCCAAGGCUUUUUAUUUUCUCUUACAAGGAGAAUGAAAAGGGUUCUUUGGUGGAGUACAGUGGUGACUUGACUGUUAAGAAUUUGAAGGCUUUCUGUGUAGAACACUGCCCAAGGUUCUCUAAACGGAUCGACUUGAACCAUCUUGAUCAAUUGAGCACUUCUGGAAAGUUGCCUAGGGUGUUGCUUCUCACCACCAAAAAGGACACUCCUGUAAUUUGGCGUGUUCUUAGUGGCGUGUAUCACAAACGCAUUGCUUUCAGUGAUGCAGAGGUUCAUGAUUUUUCUGAUCCAAUAUUGAAAAGGCUAGGAGUUGAUGCACUUCCAGCUAUUGUAGGUUGGCUACCCAAUGGAGAGAAGCGUAUUCUGAAAACUGGGAUUUCAGUAAAAGAUUUAGAAUCUCCAAUUCUUGAUCUUACUAACAUACUUGACAAUUUUGAAAAAGUAAGCAAAAAGGAAGGAUCAGGUCAGGCCAAGAAGGCACAAACUGAUUCAGAUGAGCGACACAUACAGUUGCUUUCUAAGUCAAACACUGAUGUUCUUUGUGGUGAGAAAACUCCAGUCUGCAUAAUUGGUGCCUUUAGAUCUUCUAAAGCUAGAGAAAAACUAGAAUCAAUCCUCUCUUUGGUCUCUCAAAAAUCUUUGUCAAGGAGACCAAAUCAUGGAGCCAGCAGCUCUAAGGACUCCAUUUCCUAUGCUCUAUUGGAUGCUUCAAAGCAACAGUCAUUUCUAACUGCAUUUGACAAAAAAGGUUUUAAAUCAUCAGAUAAGUUGUUGAUUGCAUACAAACCUAAGAGAGGGAAGUACAGUGUAUUUAUGAGUGAAAUGACAAUAGAAGAGGUAGAGAAUUUUAUCAGCUCCGUUCUCAGUGGAGAUAUACCCUUCAGGGAAACACGUGGGAAGCCUCUACUCAAGUAGAACAUUGGGUCCUAAAACUGGGUUUUGCAGUGUUUUGGCUAUAAGUUCAUGUACAUAUUCAAAGAUAGAGAGACUUUUGUUUUUUUAAUACUAACAAGAAUACAUAUUAUCCGAGUAAGACAAAAGCAAAGUGGAAAUGGAUCCAUCAAGGAUGAUUCCUCUAGCUUUCACUGUCAUUGGCAAUCGGCGUUGAGGAAAAAAAUAAUAGUAGAUAUAUUUGUAAAAUUGAUCUAUUGACUAUGUUGGUUGAGUAAAAACACAAUCUAAUGUCGCCUCAGUCAUACAUAAAUUCUUUUUCCUAUAGAUUUAUAUUUCCUCGUUACAAUGUCUCAUCAACUAAAUAAAAUUAAAUUUAUAUAUUUUUAUUUUAAAAAUUAAAUUAAAUUCAAAUUUAAUUAU
This is a messenger RNA of Abrus precatorius (Indian licorice), 2219 nucleotides long. Its product is annotated as dnaJ protein ERDJ3A. NCBI's taxonomy places the organism in Eukaryota, Viridiplantae, Streptophyta, Magnoliopsida, Fabales, Fabaceae. The coding region runs from base 87 to 1820 and encodes 577 amino acids. The record is from RefSeq and is a predicted model, not a curated record. The transcript has 7 exons.